GGGUUUAUCUCUCUUGUUUCUCUAAACUCGGUUUCAGAAUCAUUCCCACAUCAGACCAGGGGAUUCUCUCUUUCCAAAUCUCUCAUCGCCAUGACGAAGUUCAGAAAGCUUGGUCGGCCCACUGGCCAUAGAAUGUCCAUGCUCAGAACAAUGGUGUCGCAGUUGGUGAAGCACGAGCGCAUUGAAACCACCGUUGCCAAGGCUAAAGAGAUCCGGCGGCUUGCUGAUAACAUGGUACAACUUGGAAAAGAGGGUUCUCUUUGUGCUGCAAGGCGUGCAGCAGCCUUUGUGCGAGGGGAUGAUGUGAUUCACAAGCUAUUCACUGAACUGGCUUAUAGAUACAAAGAUAGAGCUGGUGGAUAUACAAGAUUACUUCGAACUCGCAUACGAGUUGGUGAUGCUGCACCAAUGGCCUAUAUUGAGUUUAUAGAUAGAGAGAAUGAGCUUAGACAGUCAAAACCUGCAACACCUCAGCCACCACAGAGAGUGCCCUUGGAUCCCUGGACAAGAUCCCGUCUCUGCAAGCAGUUUGCUCCCCCUAAGGAGGAUAAGAGCUCUGAUCCUGAGAUUUGAAAUGAGUUGAUGGCUUGUAAUAAGAUUUUGUUCCAUUCUUUCCUUCGCACAUGGCUGAAACCUGUGCUUCAAUUAAGUUUAUGGGGAUUGCCAUUCAUGGCAAUGUAUCAAUCUCUGUUCCCUGACCAGCCAUUGUGAGAACAUAAAUGGGGAUUAGUGCAGUGCGGAUCGGUAGCAUGUUUGGAUUUGGAUUGAUAGGGCUAAAAAAUAUGGAGGUGAACCCUGUGGCUUUCUUGGAAGACAUUAGCAUGUUCUUGAGUGGUCAUUAAUAAGUUGUGACUGGUUUAUCUGAUUAAGCUUGUUAUACAUCCAGAAUAAUUUGCUCAGAAUUGAUCCAGUUGGAUUCUUUUCAAAGUUUGAGAUUGGGUUGUGGUCCAAGUGUUGGGGUUUUGGUUGUGGGUAGCAAACUAAUCUACAGGAAUGAGAAGAUGCAGUGCUGAUUUUGCGGGUUGUUGAUGCCAAACCCACCCCAUCCAGUGGCUGGUGAAAGGGAGGCCCCCCUUGAAUGCAAAGCAUGUCCAGGAUUGAGGAAGGAGCUGAGGUAGCUGCAUGUCAAACAUGAAAUUUGGUGAGCUGGUGAGCGUUACAAAUACAUUGUUAACCUUUUGAUAAAUAGAAGCUUAGCUUGCAAGUUGAGACUCA
Messenger RNA from Vitis vinifera (wine grape), 1215 nucleotides. RefSeq lists its product as uncharacterized. Gene Ontology annotation, molecular function: structural constituent of ribosome. Bases 91 to 573 code for a protein of 160 amino acids. The transcript has 6 exons. The record is from RefSeq and is a predicted model, not a curated record. Gene Ontology annotation, cellular component: large ribosomal subunit; ribosome. Lineage: Eukaryota; Viridiplantae; Streptophyta; Magnoliopsida; Vitales; Vitaceae. Gene Ontology annotation, biological process: translation.